This is a messenger RNA of Daphnia pulex (common water flea), 1075 nucleotides long. It is a transcript of the gene Ptpa, whose product is annotated as serine/threonine-protein phosphatase 2A activator-like. Gene Ontology annotation, biological process: mitotic spindle organization. The transcript has 5 exons. Gene Ontology annotation, cellular component: nucleus; cytoplasm; protein phosphatase type 2A complex. Lineage: Eukaryota; Metazoa; Arthropoda; Branchiopoda; Diplostraca; Daphniidae. The coding region runs from base 128 to 1045 and encodes 305 amino acids. Gene Ontology annotation, molecular function: protein tyrosine phosphatase activator activity; peptidyl-prolyl cis-trans isomerase activity. The record is from RefSeq and is a predicted model, not a curated record.
GCAGUGUUACAUCACAACAGAAACCAGCUUAAGAAAACAAAAAAUUAUUCUUUUCGAAACAGCUCAAAAUCACAAAGCUUUUUAUCAGAAAAUAAUUAUUACUUGGGUAUAUAUUUGAUAAUAAAUUAUGGAGGUGUUGACGGCUCCGCGCAAAGAAAUUUUCAAUCCUGAUGACAUGUCAAAGUGGCUGAAAUCAGAAGCGUAUCAGGAAUACAUGGGAUUCAUUCUUGCCAUUAACGAAGCUGUGCAAGGAAAGAAAGCGUCGAGUAUCCAGUUGAACGACAGAAUAGUGAAAGUGGUUGGUUUGCUGGAUUGCCUGGAUCGUUGGAUUGAUGAAAUCCCCCCAACUGAACAGCCCCAGCGCUUUGGCAACAAAUCAUUCAGGGUGUGGUCUCAAAAACUCAAAGAUGAAUCCUCAAAUAUCCUUAAAGAUAUUUUACCUGAAGAGUUACACUACACAAUUCCUGAAAUAGAAGUCUAUUUAACUGAAUGUGUGGGAAAUUCUACAAGAAUUGAUUAUGGAUCAGGACAUGAAAUGUCAUUUGUCAUUUUCUUGUACUGCCUUUUCAAAAUUGGUUUCUUGACCCUUGGUGAUCAAGCUGCUGCAGGGAUUGUUGUAUUUGAUAGGUAUAUGUCGUUGGUUCGAAAACUGCAGUUAAUUUAUCGUAUGGAACCAGCAGGUUCGCACGGAGUUUGGAGCUUAGACGACUAUCAAUUCGUCCCUUUUAUUUGGGGAAGUUCUCAACUCAUCGAAAAUCAGCGGUUGCCACCCAAAUCUUUUCCUAAUCAGGACAUUGUCGAAUGUUUUGCCAAAGACUACAUGUUCCUUGGCUGUAUCAAAUUUAUUUUCAAGGUGAAAAACGGGCCGUUUGCUGAACACUCGAACCAACUCUGGAACAUCAGUGGGGUAGCAACUUGGUCGAAAGUAAAUUCAGGUCUGAUUAAAAUGUACAAAGCAGAAGUUUUGGCCAAACACCCUGUCAUGCAGCAUGUUCUUUUUGGUUCUCUUUUACCAAUUACGGAAGCAAAUCUGCAGAAACAAUAAACGAACAACACAUUUGCAUGAAACUACAAA